AUGACCGGACGGGACGCGCAUUCGGACGGGCGCACCGGCAGUAGGGCACUGGUGCCGGGCGGUUCCUCUACGGGAUCGCGCUCCCGGGGUUUCGCCAUCACGGACCUGUUGGGCUUGGAGGCCGACCUGCCGGCACCCGCCGGCCCCGGGCCAGGAUCAGGCUGCGAAGGCCCAGCGACAACCCCGUGCCCGGGCCCCGGGAUCGGUGGCUCCUGCUUAGCGCGCGGGGCUCUCCCACUGGGGCUGGGCCUCCUCUGCGGCUUCAGUGCGCAGCCACCCGCUGCUGCUCGGGCGCCCUGCCUGCUCCUAGCUGACAUGCCGUUCCUGCCACCCGGGGGACCUGAGUCUGCUGCCCCGCAAGUCCCUGGCCGCCCACCGCCUGCGCUCAGCCGCCAGAAGCGCAGUGAGAGUGUCUCGACGUCCGAUGAGGAAAGUCCCUCUGAAGACAGGAGUGACCUGAAGGCAUCUCCCACUCCAGGAAAGAGGAAGAAGCGGCGGCACAGGACAGUUUUCACGGCUCACCAGCUGGAAGAGCUGGAGAAGGCAUUCAGUGAGGCCCACUACCCUGAUGUGUAUGCUCGGGAAAUGCUGGCUGUAAAAACUGAACUCCCUGAAGACCGAAUUCAGGUCUGGUUUCAAAACCGGAGGGCCAAGUGGCGCAAGCGAGAGAAGCGCUGGGGCGGCAGCAGCGUGAUGGCUGAGUAUGGUCUGUACGGCGCGAUGGUGAGACACUGCAUCCCGCUGCCGGACUCAGUGCUCAACUCCACGGACGGUGGCCUGCGGGGCUCCUGUGCGCCCUGGCUCCUGGGAAUGCAUAAAAAAUCCACAGGAAUAAUAAGGAAACCAGAAAGUGAAGACAAGUUGCAAGGACUCUGGGGUUCUGACCACCUCAAGGAAGGUUCUAGUGAUAGUCAGGCAGGACCCCAGAGAGGCUCGGACAAAGCCAGCCCUGAGAAUGUCUUGGAAGAUGUGGCCAUCGAUCUCUCCAGCUCUGCCAGGCAGGAGACCAAGAAAACACACCAGGGGGCCAGUACUCAAGGAUGCUCUGACUCCACUGGGCUGGAGGGGCUCCAGCCAGGGAAGGUGGGAGACUUAUGA
Messenger RNA from Sciurus carolinensis (gray squirrel), 1098 nucleotides. RefSeq names its product visual system homeobox 1 (gene Vsx1). The record is from RefSeq and is a predicted model, not a curated record. Gene Ontology annotation, cellular component: nucleus. Gene Ontology annotation, molecular function: DNA-binding transcription factor activity, RNA polymerase II-specific; transcription cis-regulatory region binding. Gene Ontology annotation, biological process: regulation of DNA-templated transcription. Bases 1 to 1098 code for a protein of 365 amino acids. Lineage: Eukaryota; Metazoa; Chordata; Mammalia; Rodentia; Sciuridae. The transcript is spliced from 5 exons.